GCUGAGGGCGAUGAGCCUGAGCAGCGUUCAGGCUCACAGCUGUAAUAAGGAGGGUGGGGGUGUAAUUCUGGAAGAUUCUGCGGGAUCAGCCGAGUGGACCCCGUUUCACUGCUCCAUGGUGGAGACGGUCUGUCCGGGCUACCUGGUUAGCCUUCCCUGUUAAAGCCGCAGUGCAGCCUGUGGUGGGGACUCACUGCGGGCUUUAAGAUCCAAUGACUGGAACAGAGUGAGAGCUUCUUCUCAAGGCGACAAUGUCAAAGAGACCCUCGUACGCUCCUCCACCUCCCCCUGCCCCCACCACCCAAAUGCCCAACACUGCCGGGUUUGUGGGGUACAACCCAUACAGCCAUCUGGCCUACAACAACUACAGGCUGGGAGGGAGCCAGAGCAGCAACAGUCGGGUAACGAACUCUUCUGGAAUAAACAUCCCCAAGCCGCCCAAACCGCCCGAUAAGCCGCUGAUGCCGUAUAUGAGAUACAGUCGAAAGGUUUGGGAUCAAGUAAAAGCCUCCAAUCCUGAUCUGAAGCUAUGGGAAAUUGGGAAGAUAAUCGGUGGCAUGUGGAGGGACCUCACUGAUGAGGAGAAACAGGAUUAUUUGAAUGACUACGAAGCAGAGAAGAUAGAGUAUAAUGAGAGCAUGAAGGCCUACCACAACUCCCCAGCCUACCUGGCCUACGUCAACGCAAAGAGCCGGGCGGAGGCCGCCCUGGAGGAGGAGAGUCGCCAGAGGCAGUCCAGACUGGACAAGGGCGAGCCUUACAUGAGCAUCCAGCCAGCGGAGGAUCCCGACGAUUACGACGACGGCUUUUCCAUCAAGCACUCGGCCGCGGCCCGUUUCCAGCGCAACCACCGGCUGAUCAGCGAGAUCCUCAGCGAGAGCGUGGUGCCGGACGUCCGGUCCGUGGUCACCACCGCCCGCAUGCAGGUCCUCAAGCGGCAGGUCCAGUCUCUCAUGGUCCAUCAGAAACUGGAGGCGGAGCUGCUUCAGAUUGAAGACCGCCACCAGGACAAGAAGAGGAAAUUCAUCGAGGCCACGGAGUCGUUCACCAACGAGCUGAAACGGCUGUGCUGCAUGAAGGUGGAGGUGGACAUGGAGAAGAUCUCCGCUGAGAUCGCCGCGCCGAGGAGCGCUCGCAAACGGAUGGCGGAGCGCGAGAAGGACGCCGGGGACCGGGCCCGGGAGGCCCCUGCCUGCGUUCUGGCAGAGGAGGACAAACACGUCUGCGCCACAAACGGCGGCAAGACGGCGUCCAACGGCGAAGGCGGCAGCAAGGACGCCGAGGACACGGACGCCAGCGCACCGAGGCGCCAGGGAAGUGCCAAAGCCUCCGAUGAGCUGGAAGCCCACCAGGGCGGCGAGGAGGGGGCUUCAGAGGACAAGGAGAGCGUCCCCGAGGGGGCCAUGGAGGAGGGAACCAGCGACAGCAACACGGGCUCAGAGACCACCUCGGCCCAGACGGAGGACGCCGCGGCCGGCGAGCCGCCGGACGGGCCCGGCAGGACCCGGGCGGUCCACUGAGCCCCCCCCCCCCCCAGACUGUCUGUGAGCUGCAGUCUGCAGGCCUCCCUUCCACGUAUUGCACAGUAUCAUCUCAGUUUGUUCAGACGUCUCCGUGGUGAACAGGCCGCAGGUGGAGGUGACGUUCAGACAUCGCCACUCAUAGACGCACUGAACACGUCAAAAAAAAAACAAAAAAAAACAAUCUGCACUUGAAGCCGACAGAGCAAUGAUCCUGUUUGAAACCAUUUACAAUCAAAGAUCCUGGUUAAAAUCACCUGGAAAUCAGUGAUCCUGUUCAAAAUGGAUUCUCCUGUUAAAAUCACUGGCCUCUGUUAAAAUCAAAGGUCCUGAUUUAAAAGAGAAAAGGAUCCUGGUUAAAACCAGUAAUCCUGGUUAAAACCAGUAAUCCUGGUUAAAAUCAGUAAUCCUGGUUAAAAUCUCAGAUCCUGGUUAAAACCAGUGAUCCUGGUUAAAACCAGUAAUCCUGGUUAAAACCAGUAAUCCUGGUUAAAAUCUCAGAUCCUGGUUAAAACCAGUAAUCCUGGUUAAAACCAGUAAUCCUGGUUAAAACCAGUAAUCCUGGUUAAAACCAGUAAUCCUGGUUAAAACCAGUGAUCCUGGUUAAAAUCUCAGAUCCUGGUUAAAGUCCGAGGUUCCUGAAGAACCGUCUCAUGUGAAAGCACUAGAUUCUCUCCACAGGUCGUAUCGCCAUCGAGAAGAACCCAUCCAGCACAUAUUGAUACGUUUCUCCAGCACUACGUCUGGCGGGCUGCGGCCACACCCAUCAGCCACAGCAUUAGGACCACUGACGGGGUCGGUGGGUCAGACCCUCUCAGUGCAGUGAGUCCUGGCAGUGGGUGGGAAGCAUCAGACAGCGUCCUGUGAGGGGGGGCAUGUCCAGACCUGCAGCUCUGCUGGGGUCUUCCUGCUCUGCCAGAGGAGAAGCUCAGAACACUCUGGUGGUCUGGUCCAGCAGACGCUGCAGGUCGUCCUCUGGUCCUGAUACGAGCUGUCAGGAUGCAGCUGAGGCCUGCUGGCCUCUGUCCACCACCAGGGGGCGCCAACAACGAUCAGGAGAACGCUAACCUGGUUUUCUUUUAUCCAGCUAACUUCAGGCUUAACCUGUUUGUCUCUUCCUGAUGAAUUCUCAUACUUCUGGAGAAUCGCUGUCUGCUCCUCCGUGAUGAGGGCGAGCCGCUCUGUGAUUGGUCAGAUGCUGCAGACUCCGCCCUCUCUGAUGACCACUGAUAGUCCCGGCUGAACUGCAGAGCAGGUGACCUGUAGUUCAGGCCUCUGGACCGGUGCGUGGCUGGACCUGCUGCCAGGAGGCGUCGUGGUCUCUGCAGGGCUCUGCUUCGGUUCUCCGUCCACACGGUUCCCCGCCGUGGUUUCUAUAGCUGGUUCUGAACACACUUUGAUGGAUCUGCCAGGCCAGGGUGUCUGAAGUGGUCCUAAUGUUCUGGCUGAUGGUCAUUUUGGAGAAAAAAGAAGAAGCUGCUGCCCGAGGCGACCUUUGCUCAGUGUUAUAUUGACCUUUGUCCUUUGUGUUGUUGGUGUCAUUGUUGCUUUUCUGGUUCUUUUUGCAUGUUCAGAGCGGAGCGACCGGCCGCCUCCGCUCCAGUAUCACAGUGACAGUAUCGUCUCAGGAGUUUGUAGUCUUUAGCAGUAGUUCCUUUUAUUUAUUAUCGGCUUUUCUAAACGGUCCGGUCGGCCCGGGAAGCUGUGCGCGUCGCUUCGAUACCGUGUUCUCCAGUUUGCUCGCUGUCAAUCAAAUCAAAGGCGGUUCUCUGAGAGCACCCGUGUGCCGUCGUCAUCAGUAUUGCAGUUUUCAACAGAGAACGUUUAAAUGUACCGUGAGUGUGUACACAGUGUUACGAGGUUUUUGCUUAAACAUGGGUUUUCAUGUUGUCGUUAAAAAAGAAAAAACUCAGCUGGAAGAACCAUUUCGUAACAUGACGUCUUAAAAAUGGAUUUCCUUUUGCAUAUUUAUACCAAUAAACUUUUCUACCCUGA
Molecule: messenger RNA, 3515 nt
Organism: Salarias fasciatus (jewelled blenny)
Lineage: Eukaryota; Metazoa; Chordata; Actinopteri; Blenniiformes; Blenniidae
Product: SWI/SNF-related matrix-associated actin-dependent regulator of chromatin subfamily E member 1-like
Biological process (GO): negative regulation of DNA-templated transcription
Cellular component (GO): SWI/SNF complex
Molecular function (GO): nucleosomal DNA binding; nuclear receptor binding
Source: RefSeq, a predicted model, not a curated record